AUGUCUAUUCUUCUAGUAGACUCUUACGACUCGUUCACGUACAACCUGCGCCAUCUUGUUGAAAAUGCGACAGGUGCACAUGUGCUAACAAUUCAUAACGAUUCGUACGAUCUUUCUCGUGAGAAGGAGAGUCUCGACAAAUUAGUUGGAUCAGUCGAUGCUAUCGUGAUUGGUCCUGGGCCUGGAAAUCCCGAAUUUGCGCAAGAUGUGGGCAUCAUUCCGUAUCUCUUUGAAUCCUUUCCCAACACCCCGAUUCUUGGAAUUUGCCUCGGUUUCCAAUGUUUGUGUCUGGUGCAUGGUUGCACGUUGGGGUAUCUUGAUCACCCUAUCCAUGGUCAGGUAAGCAAAAUAACGCCAAUCGACAAACAAUCCUUAUUCAAUGGUUUUGAUUCUGCUUUCUACAGUGUGCGGUACCAUUCAAUCUAUAUUUCAAAGGUAACUGACGACAUUAUCCCACUCGCCUAUUCGGAAGAUCAAUGUCUGAUGGCAGCCAGACACGCUCACAAUCCUCAUUUUGGAGUCCAGUAUCAUCCUGAAUCCGUCUGCUCGGAGAUGGGCGGCACAGUUGUAUCGAACUUCUGGGCUUUGGUUGAAAAAAAAGGAACCGCUCCUGUUAAAGACUCGCACCUUUUGCAGACAGAACCAUUAAUUAAGCAUUUCAAAACUACUUUGGAGUACGACUACAAGUAUGAAAAACUGCCCAAAGUUGAGAUCCUAUCCGCAUGCGAGCAAUUUUCUGAUCUGCUUUUACUGAACAGUGCCGCGUUGCCGGGAGAAUGGUCCAUAAUAGGGUUGCCCGAGCCAGGGAAGAGCCUGGUAGUUGGAAACUCUCACGAAGCAGGAUUGUCAGUUGGAACCUGGAAAGGGGAGAUGGAGGCUCAUUCAGACUCGAUGUGGUCUUAUAUUUGCAACCAUAUGUCUCAGCGGUAUUACGAGCCCACAAUUGAUGACCCGGAACUGGCGAAAUGCCCGUUUGUUGGGGGAUUUAUUGGGUUCUUGUCGUACGAGGAAUCUGUACCACUAACGGUGAACAAGAUCACUGUAGGACCGACUCCAAGCACGAGGCUCUGUUUCGUGGACCGCUUCAUCGCCAGCAACGACAGGCACACGUUUGUGGUGUCUAUUCGUCCAGGAGACCAGGGUUGGAUACAGCAAGCAAAGAGUCGGUUGCAAAGUUAUCGAGAAAUCAGCUUUUUAUCUUCAGUGAACGCCAAAGUGGAGAAGCCAGACAGAAAAAGCUACGAAAAAAGCUUUAACGACUGCCAAAAGUACCUUCACACUGGCGACUCAUACGAGCUAUGUCUGACUCGGCAGACCAAAAUACACAUUCCGAAGAAUAUCGCGCCCUGGGAAAUAUACAAAUGUAUGGUUAAAAGCAACCCUUCCCCAUACUCAUGCUAUCUGGAUUUUGGUGACGCAAGGCUUCUGUCGACCUCGCCCGAGCGGUUUCUCAGCUGGGACAACAUGGUGUCUCAGAUGAGACCGAUAAAGGGGACCGUGAAAAAGGGCUCAGAAAUGACCUAUGCCAGAGCCUGCGAGCUGCUGAAAAUACCAAAGGAGAUUGGAGAAAACCUCAUGAUUGUGGACCUGAUCCGCCACGACCUCUACCAGAUGCUGGAAUCAGUCGAGGUGACGAAGCUCAUGUCCGUGGAAGAGUACCACACUGUUUAUCAGCUGGUUUCAGUUAUUGAGGGCCGGUUGCAAGACAGCAGCUACUCGGGAAUAGAUUUACUGAGACACUCUCUUCCGCCAGGGUCGAUGACAGGUGCACCGAAAAAACGCAGCGUAGAGAUUCUUUGUGACCUUGAGGAAAGAAUUCCAAGGGGAUUGUAUUCUGGGGUAUGCGGAUACUGGUCUGUGAAUAAUCAUGCCGACUGGAGCGUGGUCAUCCGUUCGCUGUUUAAUUACGAAGACGAUCUUUGCUCCACCGAGACGACCAGAUGUUUUAGAUGCGGUGCUGGCGGAGCAAUUACGGUCCUAAGCACUUGCGAGGGCGAAUGGGAUGAAUUAAACCUGAAACUGGAUAGUGUCUUGAAAAUAUUUAACUAAUGCUAAUUUUCCAGUUGAAUUCUGUUGCGCGCGGCCAGCGACCCAGAGAACGUGAACUUGUGGCACCCGUUCUGCUGGGCUCUUUUUUUAGGCUCGGAACUGGUAGCACCGUAUCCACCUCCUCCGGGAGUGAGUAUCCGAAUGCGGUCUCCUGCUGCCACCUGGACAGAAGAGCGGCCACCGAUAUUGAUAAUCCGCUCCGACUCCUUACCUUCGCUGUCCUUCGUCUUCUUUAUCCACAGGUUGACGCCCCUGGCACCGUCCUUGCCGCCAGCAAUUCCAUGUGGCGCAAUCACUCGUCUUUCGGAAAGAAUAGAAGCCGUGACAGGGACUCUAAACUCCACGUCUCUUACGACACCAUCACCUCCUCUGUGCAUACCAUCACCACCGGAGCCCUUUCUAAUAGAGAACUCGCGCAGAAUGAUGGGGUAUCUCUUUUCGAAAACCUCAGGGUCUGUGAUUCUGGUGUUGGUCAUGUUCGUGUGGACUCCAGAAACUCCCUCCCAUUUGGCAGACGCUCCGUGGCCACCAGCAAUGGUCUCGUAGUAUCCAAAUCCCUGAGAAUAUUUCCCGUCUGGACUGUUUCCACCAGUACCAAAGGUGAAGUUGUUGCAACAUCCCUGGGAGUCGGCCAUCACGUGGAACGCUUUCAGUAAUGUAUCGGUGAUACGUUGCGAGGUACACACGUUUCCACCAACAACAGCACAACCGUCGUCGGGAGACAGAAGCGAGCUCUCAGGGAUGACCACCUUGAUAGGGUCCAAACAUCCUUGGUUCAUCGGGAUGUCCUCGUCCACAAGACACCGCAGACAGUAGAUUAUGGCAGAAAAAACGAUGGCUCUUGGAGCAUUAAAAUUGUUGUAGGCCUGAGGAGAGGUUCCUGUGAAAUCAAAAACAACCUUGCCGUCCUCGCGGUCCUUGCGAACUUGCAAUUGAAUCGCACUGCCGUCAUCCAUGUAGUCUGUGCAAACAAGGUUUUCCUCGCCGUGCUCUUCGAUCAGCUUGUCCAGCAUAGCAGAAACUGUUUGUUUGGCAUUCUCCUGGAUAGCGGUCAUGUAUCUGAUGAUGGUAGGAAGUCCAAACUCGUCUACCAGGCUCUCGAUGAGAGAAAUACCCUUCUGGUUUGCUGCAACCUGGGCUUUCAGAUCGGAAAUGUUGUCGGACAAUCUUCUGGUUCCCGAGCUACCGGGGUACUUGGCGGGAUCCUCCAACAUAAUCUUGGUGAUCUUGCUCAUUUGGAACUCUCCAUCUCUCACCAGCAGCUCAGAGUAGAAAGUAGCACCUUCUUCCCACAGCUCCUUUGAGUUUGGAGGCAUGGACCCUGGCAAAACUCCUCCGAUGUCUGCGUGGUGUGCCCGUGAAGCAACGUAAAAUAUGAUUUUGUCGCCGUCGAAGGCAGGCGUGAUCACCGUGAUGUCCGGAAGAUGCGUUCCGCCAGCAGAAGGAUGGUUGGAAACAAGCACAUCGCCAGGUUUCAGCUUUCCCUCCCAGAGUUUGGCCUGGGUAGCAACACAGGUGGACAUGGAUCCCAGGUGCACGGGAACAUGGGGGGCGUUGGCAACCAGAUUUCCAUGAGGAUCGAACAAAGCGCACGAGAAAUCGAGUCUCUCUUUCACGUUGACAGACACGGAAGUCUUUUGUAACGAAAUGCCCAUUUGCUCAGCAAUAUCCAUGAACCUGUGGCCAAAAAUGGACAGCAAAACAGGCUCCACGACAAUCUCCUCGUCACCCGUGGCAAUAGGCUUCUUCUCCUCAGCUAGCUGGAUAACAAGGUGUGCGUUCAGAACGGUAGCCGUAGCUUUUGGAGGAAUCACGUUAGUCUGGGUACCGUCGGCGACAAUAGCAGGUCCGACGAUCUGAGUGCCAACAUCAAGCUGCUCUAGUCUGUACACAGGAGUGUCUAGAUCCUCGUCACCCCAGAAUGUUUUCUUGACAAACUGGACUUUGCUUUUGGAGACGGCAGUCAGACGGUUUUCAGAUUCAAGACGCUGCAAUUGGUCAUCGAUGGCCUCUUCCUGUCUGUCAAGCCCUUUACCAAUGGCUCUCACACGAAUGUCAUCCACAAUGAUUUCUUUGUCGAAGAUGAACCCAAACUCUCGCUUAUGGAGAGCAAAGAAAUUCUCUUUGAAGUCCCAGUCUUUGCCCUUAACCACCAUGAGUCCAGACUCUGUUCCCUGGUAUCUCAGAUUCAGAUACUCUUCGAACGAGAUAUCUUCAUUCUUAAAGCCUUGGGCCUGCAGAGAUGUUGAUGCCUGCUGCUUAAGUGCUUCCAGACGGGCCUCCAACAUAGACCGGGUGCUAUCCUCCAGCAGAUAUGAGGAAGGCUCUUGCACCUCCUCGACAACGUCAGCCAGCGCCAUACCGUAUGCCGACAGAACAGAAGAGAAUCUGUGCACCAGCACAACAGAGAUGUUGAGCAGCUUUGCCACGUCGCACGCGCACUGUCCACCGGCACCUCCAAAAGAAACGAGUCUGUGUUUGGCAAGAACGUGACCUUUAGCCUCUGUCAGCUGGCGGACUGGACGGGCCAUGGUCUCGUUGGCAACCUUGAGAAAACCCCAUGCGGCCUGCUGGAUGCUCAUCGGUGGAAGAUGUGGAUGAGCGGCAUUAAUCUUGUCUGUCAUUUCUUGAAAUUUCUUUUCAGCAACCUCUAUAUCCAGUGGCUGGUCUUCGUUGGGCCCAAAAAUGCUUGGGAAAUAUUCUGGCACGAGUCUUCCCAGAAUCAAAUUAGCGUCGGUAAUGGUCAAUGGGCCACCCUUGCGGUAGCAGGCAGGUCCCGGGUGGGAAGAAGCAGAUUCUGGGCCGACCGUCAUGAGACCGUUUUUGAAAUCAAGAAUGCUGCCUCCGCCAGCAGCCACCGUGUUGAUAUCCAGCUGUGGAGACUGAAUUGUGACGCCGGCAGUGGUGGUUUCGAAAACGUGAUCAAACUUACCGUCCCCAAACCGCGAAACGUCCGUGGAUGUUCCACCCAUAUCAAAACCGAUCAGGGGAAUUUUAUUCUUAGGGUUGUAGCAGGUCUUGGAGUAGCCAACGACACCUCCUGCUGGACCAGAUAAAAUGGCUCUCAGACCAGAAAACCCAGAAGCGUCGACCAAACCACCGUCCGACUGCAUGAACUGGCAUUUAACACCAGAGGUCUUUCCAUGUGCAACGCUGGCUAAACCGUCUUUGAGGCCUGAUUCGAAGCCAGACAAGUAUUUCUUGAUUUCUGGGGUCAAAUAUGCAUCUGCCACUGACGAGUUGGCUCUUGGAACAAGCUUGAUCAUUGGCGUGAGCUUGUGGGAAAGCGAUAUGUGAGUGAAUCCAACUUCUUCGGCAAUUCUGCCAACCAGAAGCUCAUGGUCUGGGAAGGUGAACGAGUGAAGCAAACAGACGGCUAGAGAUCGGAUACCGGUUCCAUACAGGACCGUCAGCAAGCUUCUGAUCUCGUCCUCAUUUGGCCUCUUGAGCACGCGGACAGUCUCCCCAGAGAGACCUUUGACCAGGUCAACUCCAUUUGGUGCCGUGUAAUUUCUUUGCGGAUCUUCAACAAAGUCCUCCAAAGUGACUCUCUCGUCGAUCUCGAUAACACUCUCGUAGAUGACGUCAGGCUUGGCAAUGGAUAAGUCAAAGAUGUGUGGCCGGGACUGAUUACCGAUGCGGAGAAUAUCCUGGAACCCUUGGGUCGUCACCAAAGCACAGCGCUCUCCUUUUCUCUCUAAAAGAGCGUUGGUGGCAACGGUGGUACCUAGACGCAGAUGCUGAAUUCUGGACGUGUCGAGUGGCUUCCCACGGGGUAUUUUCUCGCCAGUAUAAAUCUCCAUCAGUCUUCUAAUACCUUCUAGAUUUGCAUCCGGAUAGUUUUGAGGAUCCACUGAUAAGAGCUUGAUAACAACAUCUUUCUUGCCGGAGUCGGAGUCCCAACUACCAACACAGUCGGUGAAUGUUCCUCCUCUAUCAAUUGCGAUUCUCACACCGGCCAUUUUGGUUCCCAUGUCUAAGAAUACAC
This is a messenger RNA of Ogataea polymorpha, 6037 nucleotides long. RefSeq lists its product as uncharacterized. Lineage: Eukaryota; Fungi; Ascomycota; Pichiomycetes; Pichiales; Pichiaceae. The record is from RefSeq and is a predicted model, not a curated record. Gene Ontology annotation, biological process: L-tryptophan biosynthetic process. The coding region runs from base 1 to 2049 and encodes 682 amino acids. The transcript has a single exon.